Molecule: messenger RNA, 389 nt
Organism: Mizuhopecten yessoensis (Yesso scallop)
Lineage: Eukaryota; Metazoa; Mollusca; Bivalvia; Pectinida; Pectinidae
Product: kinesin-like protein KIF21A
Exons: 2
Biological process (GO): mitotic spindle organization; microtubule-based movement
Molecular function (GO): microtubule motor activity; ATP binding; microtubule binding
Source: RefSeq, a predicted model, not a curated record
UCGGACGUUAAUGAUAGCGUGUAUAUCUCCGUCUGAUCGUGACUUUAUAGAGACACUUAAUUCACUUAAAUAUGCCAAUAGGGCACGCAAUAUAAAGAACAAAGUGAUAGCUAACCAAGACAAGGCCAGUAAACAGUUGGCCGCACUUCGCUCAGAGAUAACACUACUACAGCAGGAACUGAUCGACUACAAAACGGGUAAACGAGCAGUGGACGCCGAUGGUGUGGAAAGUGUAAAUGACAUGUUUCACGAAAAUUCAAUGUUGCAACACGAAAACGAGAAGUUAAUGCUACGAAUUAAAGCUCUGAAUGAAGCUAACGAAACACUAAAGGAGAGGAACACCCAACUACUAAGGGAGAGGGAGACUCUCGGCAUCCUCAACAUAGCAG